AUGCACAACGUCGACGAUAAAGCAACGAUAACAAUGUUGUCGAGCAAUAAAACAAAAUUGUCAAUACUGGUGACAUUUUUCUUAGCUUUUCUAUUUGUCGUUUCCUAUAAGUAUAACUACUAUAUUCUAACGGAGCAACAAAGCGUUUGUAUAGACUCUCAAACAAACGACGUUGUCGCACAAACCCUGAAAGAAAGUAUCAAAUGGUCAGAAAUCAAGCGAAGACGAAGACUAGAAAAUACCACAAUUCACGAAAGAUGGAUAGUCGUGACUUCAGUGUCGAUGCCAACCGAGCAAGUGAAAGGAUUGUCCACAAUUAAAGGAUGGAAGCUAGUUGUUGUCGUCGCAGAUCUAAAGACGCCAGAUAAUUGGAAGUAUGUCAGUAUAGUAUAUAGACACGAGUCGUAUGGCGAAAGUCGGAAAAACAGCAUCUUGAGAAAUUCAAGAUAUGGAUCGAAACAAUUUUGUUGCGACACAAGUUACCGAUGAGAAUUGCAAGGUGUAUAACAUGCCUCGCAAUCAUCAAGCGUUGCAACAUUUUUGUUGCACGGAGUAGAAUCAAUGUUGCAUCAAAUGUGUUGCGUGGUGUAACAUAGCUUGCAAUGUAAUACUGAAAUUUCAAAUUGUUUUACUCGACAUUGCGUGCCACGUUGCAUGGUGGCAGUGCCGAUAUUCGGUGAUUGAAAUAUAUUUGCAUUACUAUUCAAUUUUCACUCACGAGUCAUUGGCAACCAUCCGUAUUUCGGCAUUUGCACACACAAUUUUUAGCGAAGAAGUUUAAUUUCGCCGUAGAUUCGAUAGUGGGAAUCGUAGUAUAAAUAUGUGUCACGAUUUCACGUAGUCAUUACUGCUAGAAAUUUGGUGGAAAUUUGCUCGCCAAAUAGGUAAUCACCAGUGCCGUAGCCAGAACGAUAAUUGGGGGGGGGGGGCACAUAUUCAUAUAUUCGUGUUCUGCUACAGUUAUUAAUUUCUUUUGAAAUCAAUUGUUUUUAUGGUAUGUGAACACGAAUAUAUGAAUAUGUGCCCCCCCCCCCCCAAUUAUCAUUCUGGCUACGGCACUGGUCACUAAUCACCCGGGAAGGAGUGCAAUUAAUUCAAUCAGUUUCCUUGUCCAAAAGCAACCGAACUUAACGGGAACGCGACAGCCAAAUAAUUGCAGCGGAUAUCGCAGCUUGGAAACGUGGCGUUGACGUUGUAUACUGACAAUUAAGACGUGGCUGUAAUCUGUAUUUUGCCGUUGACGUUGUAUUUACUCAGAGCACAGUUUGAUAGAAGUAGGCCGGCGCUCAGAGGCAUAGCAACACCAACGGUGGCCGUCUAAAACGUAUAUGUGGCCUGUGGGAUUUUAGUUGUAAAUUUCUGCUCAUUUUCAUGCAUUAAUAUAUUAUUAAUAGCUGUCCUCGUUGACGUUGCACUUUUGUCCUGCUUGUUGUCCUGCUACCGAAAAUAUCGGUACUGUCUAUUGAAACCAAAAAUAUCGCCUAUCCGGCUAUCUCGGUACGACUGAAUUUUUCAGUCAUAAUAAUCUAUUUAUAUACCGUAUCAAAUUUACACACCAUGCCGUAUGGCGAGAUCAUCAAUAUUUGUUUUAGUUAAAUGCAAAGUACCCAAACUGCUAAAGCGUAGGCAUUUCAUGUUAAAACAGUGACAAGUGUCAACAGACAACAGCUUGGAAAUCAUCAUAAAUUUGGGCGAAAAACCGGUAUAUCGAUACCGGAAAAUUCUCAUCCGAACAUUCCUAAACGAUAGUUUUUUCACAGAUUAAAUUGUAUGACAGGGCCUUAGCUUAAAAGUUCCUUUUUCGUUAUUUUAGGUAUCCCAAUGUGGUGUUCCUCAGCGUGGAAAAACAGGAACAACUCGGUUACAGAACUACAGAGUUCCUGCCUUAUAAGAGCUAUUCUCGCAAAACAAUUGGCUACCUUUACGCUAUCGAACAUGGCGCAAAAAUAAUUUACGAGACGGACGACGACAACUACCCAUACAACGGCAACAUUGGCUUCAGGCCAGAGGGGACCGGCACGUUUUUGGUAUACUCCAGUAAUCACGCGGUUAUAAACCCAUACGAGCACUUUGGUCAAUCGAGUAUAUGGCCACGGGGGUACCCUCUGGAGAACAUAGGCGACCCCGCACAACACACGUUUGUAAACUGUGGCGAGGUUAGGCCACUGAUACAACAAGGCGUUGUCAAUGGAGACCCGGAUGUAGACGCAGUGUUUCGAUUGACUCGUAAGGAUGCUGGAGUUAAACUUGAUGUCGAAUUCGAUUCAAACGCCCCUCCGGUUUUGUUACCUCCGGGAAGUUAUGCCCCUUUUAAUUCGCAGAAUACUUUGUUCCUAUAUGACGCGUUUUGGGGCCUGAUGAUGCCGCCCGGUCCCGCAAUGCGAGUCACGGAUAUUUGGCGGGCUUAUUACGAUAUACGCCUUUUGCAAGAAAUUGACGGUUAUCUGGCGUUUUUCGGCCCGAAUGCGUACCAAGAAAGGAACUCUCAUAGCUACCUUGACUAUUUUAUCGACGAAAAAGCAUUAUAUUAUGACGCAAGGCGAUUUAUCGAUUUCCUCAGAAACUGGAAGCCGACAAAAUCGGACUUUUUUAACCGUAUUAUGGAGUUGACAGUGGCUUGCGUAGAGGAAAAAUUCUUAAAGCCAAUUGAUGCGAUCGUUAUGAAGGCAUGGUUGUCUGAUCUCGUCAGUAUGGGUUAUAAAAUACCCCAAAUGAGCACUCCAAAAGUUCCAUGUAAAAAGGUGUUGGAACCUGCGACAGUUCUAAAGUUUGAAGAAAAACCAUCGUCUUAUAAUCACUUGGGGAAAACACUCAAAAAUAUUUUUUAACUUAGUAAUAUUGACAUUUUAGGGACUAAGUUUUGCACUUGUUUAUUAGCCAAAAUUGAAAUAGGUAUGUUAGCAUUUAGAAAAUAAAACCAUAUGCGUAGGAGACGCGGUCAGUAUUUAGUUGGGCAGACCAUGGCCUAUCGAAGAGAAGAUGGCAAUGAAACUUAUUAGAAUAAUAUCAUAGCUAGCUCGAAAUCCUUUCUUGCGAGGGACGAUUAAUGACUAAUUUACCUCGUUGCUAAAACACGAGGGACGAUUAGAAAGUAAUCAUCCCACCAGUGACCAGUUAUUUUAAUAUAUAGAUGGUUUGGAGACUCGAUGAAAGUACAACUUUCCAAAAUUCUAAGGCCAAAAUUCUUGCAUAAACCGACACCAACAUAGUUGCUGCCAAGCUCGGCAGCACACUAUUCUUCACAUUCACUUGUGCCCAGUCUCUUUGGCCGAGUUAUGUAUUGUCGACGUGAAUCGUGAUUUGUUCAAAAUUUGGAUGUCCGUCGGCAAACCGGGGGGCCACGGGGGGUGACACAUCAGGGAAACGCGAAUGCUAAUGAACGUGUCUUCACGAGAAAUUAACCCGUUUACUGGCACUCACGAGUAAAGUUGUCCGGCGUUGAUAGACAGUAUCACAGUAAAUACUAAAGUAGGUCGCAUUACCAGCCAAUGGGGGCUAAUAAGAGACAUUGGCAGAUAGGUUUGUUAACCCCAUUUUAAUACUGACAGUACUCUAACACUGACAAAUAAAAUCGUCUGGCGUUACAGAGUGUAAAUUUGUCUGGGGUUAGACGAGUUAAUACUAAAGUAGGGUGCAUUACCAGCUAAUGGGUAUGCCGUUUAUCCACUUUUGACCCAAUGGCCUCA
Molecule: messenger RNA, 3686 nt
Organism: Paramuricea clavata
Lineage: Eukaryota; Metazoa; Cnidaria; Anthozoa; Malacalcyonacea; Plexauridae
Source: the annotation of a GenBank genome assembly